This is a messenger RNA of Moneuplotes crassus, 834 nucleotides long. The record is from the annotation of a GenBank genome assembly. Lineage: Eukaryota; Ciliophora; Spirotrichea; Euplotida; Euplotidae.
UAUUAAUUCCCACCACAGAUAAUCAUGCUGAAUAAGGUUUUCCUUAAGUCUUUUCUCUCUAAAGGUCACCCUACUCAAAUUGCUUGAAGGAGGUUCUCUCAGCAAAGCCCUAACAAAAAAGAAGACUUAAGAGAUGCUAAAGCAGAUAGAUUUGCAAGGCAAUUUUUAAAACAAGAUUAUGAAGAUCACCAAAGGCGACAAAAAGAAUCAAAGAAAAGAAGAUUCCCUCUCUUCACUCUCUUAAUGACAGGAGGAGCUACUUUUAUUCAUUACUAUUGGAAUAACUGGAACUUUGAAAGAGCCAAGAGGAAUUUUGUAUUUUCUGAAAUGAAUGCACUGAAUGGGAAUCCUCAGUCAGCUCUGUUCCAACCCCUAAGUUUUGAGGUACCAUAUUAUUAUGUUAUGAAUAUACCUGGCUUGUUUAUUUCAUCAUUCCUUAUUGAAAAAUACUUUGGGAGCAAGAUUCUGUUAGGACUUUACCUUACUAAUUGUCUUGCUUCCUCAAUUAUAACUGUGAUCAACCACAGACGUAUUGGAUUUUCAGAAGUUAGGAAGAGGGGAAGGAUGUCAAAUCAUAAUGGAAACAUUUCUUUAUUCCUAAGCUCAAUCCUCGUAGGAUGAAAUCCUCAAAUGAUCUUGUUUGGAGGAAGUAGCCCAUUCACUACCUUCUAUUUCUAUUAUUUAUGGCUGCUGUACCUUAUCCUCUACUUCACAAGCCAAGUAGCCAGUGAUCCUAAGUUCAGAGUAAGGAACUACAAUGAAAGUCAUAUUGCAGGAGUCGCAGCAGGGUUAGCCCUUGGGUUUAUUCUUAGAAAAAGAAUAGUUUUAAGAUAA